GUAAGAUUGAAAUGGGCCUCUCCUGGCUGAAAAUGACGGAAGCAGCCCGCAGAGGGCAAAAGGUUCUCCUAAAGAAGCCAUUUCGACGACGAUUGCCCAACGCCUCCUCCUUCGUUAUCGAUCUGCAAAAUUUUGAGCUCUUGAAAAGCGAAAAAUGGUUCUGCUUCCAUCAGCCCUCUCCGGAACGCCAAUCAAUCAUCCUCUCUCAUCAUCCGUAUCUCCUUUGUCUCCCACAAGAUUAUUUUUCCUCCACAUCGAAUUUUCUCGCCUCGGACUGACCGCCGCUAACAAACCGACGACGGUUUGCAUGGGAGGCGGCCCGAGGACCUUCCCGGGAGGAGUUACCAAGUGGCAGUGGAAGAGAAUGCAAGCCAAAAAAUCAAAGCAGCUCCUCAAAGCCCGGCUGGCUCGCGAACGCCAGAUAUACGAGAUGCGCAAGCGCGCUGAGCUCAAAGCCGCAAUCUCCGAGCUCGAGAGGCCGUGGGAGGCCGUUGAAAAGGCCCCCACUCUCUUCUCUGUAAGCGCCGAUGAACAGCUCAGGGUGCUGGCUGACCGUUUCCAGAAGCCGAGAGGGUUUGACCUGUGGUCCGAGAAAGACGGGCCGCAAUUAUUCAAAUUCCAAUCUGAAUCCUCCCCCAAUAGAGGAGGUAUUGCUACGGGUAGAUUUGAGAGUUGUGUCAAUUCAGAUCCAGAAUUGUUGAGUGCAGAUACUUGGGGAGCGAACAAAACCGCCUUCCAUCCAAAUUCUUCACGAACCAAAUCCAGGGGCAGGACUAAUAAUUAUUUAAACAGGAAGGGAAGUGAUAUUCGUUCAGGUGAGCAGGAUUUGAAAAGAAUAUCUGCUGCGGAUGAUCAAGCUGAUGCGGAUUUCAAGAAUAAUCCCAGGAAGGGGAACAGAUCAAGAGCUAGAGGGGUACAUAGGAAACGAAUUGGGAAGAUGCUUAAUAAUUCCAACCGGGCAGCGUUUGAUAUGAGCUUGCAGAGUGAUGGACGUUAUGAGUUGGAAGCUGAGAACUAAGCACGAAAAUUAUCAUUCCAUUUACCUCCGGUUAAAGAACUCCUCUCCUCUCUUUCUUUCCUUCCCUCUCCCCCUUCCCCUUACAUAUUUUCGCACUCAAAGGGAGCACCUUUCACUUAAGCUUCUUCUCCAUCUUGUUCUCUUCACAAUUGUUGAGGAGAUGGCCUUCAACAGUCUGGUUUGAAGCAAUUACGUGAAUGGAUUACAGUGUUGAGGAGAUGGCCUUCAUUAGUAGUUACGACAUGGGUGAUUUUAUAACAUCCCAAGGAGAGCAAUUCGGGUCUGAAGCACCGACGACACAAGAUGAAACUCAACCCAGUACGAAAGACGGACGACACAAGAUGAAACUCAACCCAGUACAAAAGACGUCGGGACGGAGAGGAAAGAGAUAUUCCAAACACCGAUCAUGAAAGGGUACAUGGAAUGUAAUGUCUGUGUACACAUGCAUUUUGAUGUUUCAGUGCCUCUAGAAGUGAAUAACAUUGUAUUUGUAUAGUUCAACAUCCAUUUGUGUUACUCUAACAUUUUGAAGUAAAAGUAUUGUAUUUGCGUUACUCUAACAUUUGUGUUAAUCUUUGUAUUUAUAUUGCUUGUGUACACUGACGAAAUCAUGUAAAUGAUUGUAUUGUUAUUACUUGUGUACACAGACCAAUUGAAGUACGUGUUUGUAUUGUUAUUGCUUGUGUACACUAACGAAGUAAAUGUUUGUGUUGUUAUUGCC
This is a messenger RNA of Cuscuta europaea, 1739 nucleotides long. The record is from the annotation of a GenBank genome assembly. NCBI's taxonomy places the organism in Eukaryota, Viridiplantae, Streptophyta, Magnoliopsida, Solanales, Convolvulaceae.